This is a messenger RNA of Parastagonospora nodorum SN15, 1197 nucleotides long. RefSeq lists its product as hypothetical. Gene Ontology annotation, molecular function: nucleic acid binding. NCBI's taxonomy places the organism in Eukaryota, Fungi, Ascomycota, Dothideomycetes, Pleosporales, Phaeosphaeriaceae. The coding region runs from base 1 to 1197 and encodes 398 amino acids. The transcript is spliced from 4 exons. The record is from RefSeq and is a predicted model, not a curated record.
AUGAAAGCUCUAGACUUAACGGAUGCCGAUAUCUCACCGCAAUUUCCAUCUCGCAAUGGUUCAUGCAAGACAAUCAGUGAUUCCAGACAGACCAAGCUUCUGUCUAGCUUCUACAAGAUCGAUGUCGAUGCCGAGACUCAAUUCUACGAGAACAACAUACGUGCGUUGCUUCUCAUUGCGAACAAGGGGGAAAUCAAGAAGCUGAUCGAGACUCUGAUCAGCCAUGAACAAUGCAGCCCGUUGAAGAUUGCACCUAAGAUGUUGGAGGUGGCUAGCACCGUCUUUCAGUAUCCAGCCAUCGUUCACAAUGGCGAUACCAGCAUCAAUCUCCACAAGUCGCGGAUCGAGGGCACGAAUCUUGAAGAAACUCCGCGAUGGACACUGAAGGACCGCAACUCCUUGGAACAUGGUCUACCAAGCGAUCCUGGUGUUAGUGCUUUCCUCAUCCAGCUCGAAAACGAAGACAAUGAUUGCCAAAGAGGAUCAUCUAUUACAGGGACGUACUCCAAGGUGGUUGAGACCGAAGUUAGUGCUGUCAAACGGGCAUUCGUGAAACUUCGCACAUUGAAGAAGUGGAAGGAAGACAUCAAGGUCACGACCAUCGUGGCGACGAAGCGACAUUAUGCACGCUUCUACCCGAUCGAAAAAGAAGACAAAGCGGGCAAAUGCGGCAAUUACCAGCCCGGGAUUGUCGUAGACACCACAGUUACUAGCCCCUACUUCACAGAGUUCUUCCUCCAGGCCCACAGCGAACUUCAAGGUACUACAAAACUAGCAGACUACUUCGUAGUGAAAGACGACGUGAACUGGAACGUGACAAAUCUCGCUGCCCUUGCCCCACCAGCAUACUACGCCGACAAACUCUGCGAACGCGGCCGCAUCUAUCUCCGCAACUUCCUGACCGGCAACCCCAGCGUUCACGGGUCUCUGCGCGAAACCAAGACGGCGGCAGAACAGGUUCGGCGCAAGAUGAGAGACGCUAAAUUCAAACCGGUCAAAGAGAAAGCGAUCAAAGCUAACAAGUUCUGGCCGAGAAAGUCUACGGCAGAGGAGGUUAUGGAGGGUUUGCAUAGGGAUCAGGUGGCGAAGAUCUGUAGGGAGGAGGCGAUGAAGGAGGCCAGGAAGGUUUGGAAGAAGUAUGUUGAGAGAAGCAGGAAGACUCCGUGGAAGGCGACACUUGAUGGGAUGAUGUUUUGA